Molecule: messenger RNA, 1474 nt
Organism: Spea bombifrons (plains spadefoot toad)
Lineage: Eukaryota; Metazoa; Chordata; Amphibia; Anura; Pelobatidae
Gene: ENPP7
Product: ectonucleotide pyrophosphatase/phosphodiesterase 7
Exons: 6
Coding region: 8-1429 (473 amino acids)
Source: RefSeq, a predicted model, not a curated record
AGCAGCCAUGAAGAUCUUAGCUCUGUGUGUGAUCUUCGCCGCCCUCUUGGCUCUGGGGGUCCCAGUUCCGAUUCAAGGCCACAGCAAAGCCCACCACAAACUCCUGCUCAUCUCCUUCGAUGGCUUCCGCUGGGAUUACGACAGGGAUGUGGAUACUCCUAACAUGGACAAGAUGGCCAGAGAUGGAGUGAAGGCCCAAUACAUGAAACCAGCGUUCAUUACCAUUACCAGUCCCUGCCACUUCACUUUGCUUACUGGGAGGUACAUUGAGAAUCACGGUGUCAUCCACAAUAUGUACUUUAACAGCACCAGUGGAGAGAAGCAGACCUACCUCCCCACACAGGGCAUCUCCAUGUGGUGGGAUAAUGGGAGCCUUCCUAUCUGGAUUACAGCUCAGAGACAGGGACUUAAAGUAGGUUCUCUUUUCUUCCCUGGAGGCAACGCCACCUACGGUGGAGAGCAGGUGAACGUGAAGAAAGUGGAAGACAGAACUCACAAGUACGGCAAUGAGACAGAGUGGAAGGAAAACGUAGAGACCGUGAUGGGCUGGUUCACAGAGCAGGAUCUGGAUUUCGUGGCUCUGUAUUUCGGGGAACCGGACAGCACAGGACACAAAUAUGGGCCUGAUUCUCAAGAACGCAAGGACAUGGUCAGCCAAGUAGACCGCAUGGUCGGGUACAUACGGAGUCGCGUAGCGGAUUACGGCCUAGAAUCCACACUCAAUAUAAUCAUCAUAGCAGAUCAUGGGAUGGCUACAGUGAAGAAGGGCCCUGAAGAGAUUCUUCUCCGAAAUAUUGCAAACUUCUCCUUUUCUGACCUUCAGUUCCACUUGGUGGAUUACGGACCUACAGGACUUCUGGUGCCCAAGGAAGGGAAACUGGAGCAGGUGUAUCAAGCCUUGAAGGACGCCCAUCCCAAACUGCAUGUCUACAAGAAGGAGGAGGUUCCAUCAAGAUUACACUACUCAAAACACGAGAGGAUCACUCCGUUAGUGCUGUAUGGAGACCCGGGGUAUGUCAUUCAUGGGCUCGCUAAGUUCCAGUUUAAUAACGGAGAGCAUGGCUUUGAUAACGAAGCCUUGGACAUGCAAACCAUCUUCCGUGCCGUGGGUCCUUCCUUCCAGCAAGGUCUCAUCGUGGAGCCCUUUGAGAGUGUCCAUGUGUACGCCCUGAUGUGUGAGCUUCUGGGCAUCAGACCAGAGCCCCACGAUGGAUCACUAGACGUGACACGGAAUAUGCUGAUCCAGACAGAGGACGAUGUAUUUGCCGCAGAGUCGCUGUAUUAUGCGACCAUCGCGCUGGCGGCUGUGCUGGGUGUUCUCCUGCUCGUCUUCAUCAUCGUGGAAAUUAGUAUAUUAGUCGAGAGACACAAACGGAGAAAAAGAGCCAAGAAAUCGCUCAGUACCAUUACCCUGCAAGAGAAAGACUAAAAUCCCAAAGGAUAUUCCCACUUUCUUCUGGACGUGACGGUGGCC